Molecule: messenger RNA, 905 nt
Organism: Caenorhabditis elegans
Lineage: Eukaryota; Metazoa; Nematoda; Chromadorea; Rhabditida; Rhabditidae
Source: the annotation of a RefSeq genome assembly
AUGAAUACAACACUUGACUUUUCAUAUAUUCCCGACUCAUUAACGAAUUCAUCUGUGGCAUCAUUGAGUUUACACAUUGUUCAGUUAUUUUACAAAGUUGUUAAAUUGUCGUAUUUUGUGUUUACCUUCUUGAUAUUCAUCGGUAUAAUGUUUAAGACUGUUUUUAGGAACAUUUUGCAACCCGAUCUAAACCCAAAUAGUUUCAUCAAAACAGUGUAUGGCAUAAUAUCUUUGCCUAUAUGUCUUCUGAUGUACAUUCUUCACAUUUUACAACAAACGUUCCAUUUUUUAUUGCUUUCUCUGGCAAUUAUGAGCUAUCUUAAAUACCAAUUUCCAUACGAUUUCUUAUAUUCACAAAAUUAUACAAGCAAGUAUGUAAGAAAAUUGAACGUGUUUUUUGCCUUAAAGGACUUCGUUCGUGGUGCAAUUUUGUUUCUUCACCUUGGAAAGUUGUUGGGCGACAAGAUUAUGGAUAUCAGUUAUAUUACUUAUUUGUUAUUCAUUAUUGUGAACGUGGUAAUCUGCUUCCUACCCCAUUCAUAUACAUUCCAAUUAUAGUUGGUAUGAGGAAAAACCGACAUCUACAUUCCCAACAACACAUUUACAUUCACGAAUACAUGUUUAUCCAGAGUAUUAUGGUUUUAUUGUUGAAAAUAAUCACUGUACCGGUUUAUGUAUACUUUUUCAAUGCUGAUAUCACAUUUGGAUGGCCAUUUAGCAUGAUUAUUACUGAUGUUAUCACAACGCCUUGGAUAAUUCAGCUGUCGUAUUUGAGAUGCAAUUUGAACGAGCUGUAUACUUUAUUUACGUCAUUUAAUUUUUUCAAGUUUCUGAAAAUUGUGUUUGGUAGAAUGGAUGCUACUGUACAUUCAAUUGUACAUCCGAUUGCAUUUUCAAUUACUUAA